This is a messenger RNA of Saccostrea echinata, 1200 nucleotides long. RefSeq lists its product as uncharacterized. Gene Ontology annotation, biological process: mitophagy by internal vacuole formation; mitochondrial protein catabolic process. The coding region runs from base 121 to 1083 and encodes 320 amino acids. The record is from RefSeq and is a predicted model, not a curated record. NCBI's taxonomy places the organism in Eukaryota, Metazoa, Mollusca, Bivalvia, Ostreida, Ostreidae. Gene Ontology annotation, cellular component: mitochondrial outer membrane. The transcript is spliced from 6 exons.
AAAAGUCGUUUUUUUUUCUUAAUUGGAAACAAUAGAUCAAUGUUUGCAGGUAUUUUUAACGUUGCCCCUUCAGGGUAAAGUAAGUUCAAACCGAAAGUAGAUACUUUUUACCGCCUUGUAAUGUCGAAGAGAAAAUCUAAUGAGGAGUGGGGAGAUUCAGACAGGCCUAGAAAGAGGUUAUCUAAAGGCACAACUGUAGACGAUGCAUUGAACAAAAUAGAGGAACAGGUUAAAGUAGUGAGACAGGAAAUCCAAAAUCAGGAAAACGUCCAGGGUCUACACGAAACCAUCGAUCAACUGCAAAGGAAACUAGAAGCCGAAAAAAGCGCUAAAGCAGAGGCGCUUAAGGCUAAAGAAGAGGCCUUAAACAGAUUGAGCUCUGUGGCUGCAAAUCGACUUCGAGAUAAUAAUCCUGGUAUUACUGAUCUCAGUGACCCAAAUCGACCAAUCAAAUUGGGAGAAAAAGCUUCUGAAAUUUACGACAACGAAUGGACCAAUGCUCUAGAAAAUCUAGAGGAAUUACGAAAAGCGACGGAAACUGCUUACGAUGAAGAGAAGGAUGUGAUGCUUCUUCUGAGUAUUCUUACAGAUAUUUUCCAGAUGUGUAGAGCAGAUGCCUUGGAACAUAUUGAGAACAUAUCUCGAGUGUUACUCACGCCAUCUUUUGUGAAAAUCAAACAUAAACCAAAAGUCCCCUUGGCUUUUUUGAAAGAAAUUAAAGAUUUUCGAAAACAGCAUUGCACAGAAUCGAUACUCCAGAGUCUAUCGGAGCAUUAUAUGGAAAAGCUCCCGGAACAAAAUCCAGAUCAGCUUACUCCAGAUGUUAUUAAAGCCUGCAAGGAGUAUAUUCACAAAUGUGUAGAACUGUCAUGGUUGAUGUCCAUACAAGAUCCACCUAUGUGUUUAGAAUGGCAAUUCAAGGGCGGCGAUUUCAGAUCGGAUACAAUGCGAUCUUUUACAAGGAGCGGGGAAAAAGUCCAGUUUGUCGUCUGGCCCGCCUUGUAUCUUCAUGAUGGCGGACCUUUGGUUACCAAAGCAAUUGUUCAAGGCAUGAAAACUGGAAAGAAGAAAAGACGAAAUUAGUUGUAAUGAAUCUAAAUAAAGCGAAAGAAAUUAAUGUUAAAUAUUCAUUACAACAAUAAUUUGUAUUUCAACAAUAUUGUAUAUUUUUCAUAAUAUAGAACUCAUAAAAGUUUAAUG